ACGUCAUCACAAACAAACAAACAUGGCGCCGCGCUGCACCGGCUCCGCGUUUCUGGCCGUCUUUGCGCCGAUCGCGGCUCUUUUGGUUGUGUUUUACGCAGCGGGCUCGCCUGUGACCUGGCGGACGGUGUCUCUGGCUGUUGUAACCGUGCUGGCGUCGCUGUGGCUGCGGAGGCUGCGGCGGCGGGACGCCGGGACUGACCGCCGGGUGUGUGUGCUGGUGUUGGGGGACAUCGGUCGCAGCCCUCGGAUGCAGUAUCACGCCUUGUCCCUCAGCAAACACGGAUUCAGCGUCACUUUUGUCGGGUUUUUGGAUACCAAACCUCAUCAAGACGUGCUGAGAGAGGAGAAAAUAAUGAUCGUCCCCAUCACAGAAGUGAGAGGUGUUCGAGUGGGACCAAAGAUCCUCACUUAUGUGACGAAGGUGAUCCUUCAGUGUCUGCAGCUUCUCCAUGUGCUGCUGAAGACGGAGACUCAGUCUCAUAUUCUAAUGCAGAAUCCCCCGGGCUUGCCCAGCAUCGCGGUAGCUUGGCUCGUGUGCGUCCUGCGAGGCAGCAGAUUCGUCAUCGACUGGCACAACUACGGCUACACCGUCAUGGCCCUGAGCCACGGCCCGAGGCACCCGGUGGUCCAACUGGCAAAGUGGUAUGAACACUUCUUCGGGCCGCUGGCCACUCACAACCUUUGUGUUACCAACGCAAUGAAGGACGACUUGCAGAAAAACUGGGGCAUCAGGGCGACGACUCUGUACGACAGACCAGCCUCCAUCUUCAGAGAAACGCCACUGAAGCUGCAGCACCAGCUGUUCAUGAGACUGGCCAACACGCAUCCUCAGUUCCAGAGCAAAGGGUCUGAGGACGUGAACGUGGAGAGGACCGUCUUCUCGGUUUGUGACCUCACUGAUGACACAGUGACCUUGAGGGCGGAGCGACCGGCGCUGCUGCUGAGCAGCACCAGCUGGACAGAGGAUGAAGAUUUCUCCAUCUUACUGAGGGCUCUUGAAGAGUACGAAGGUUUCGUUAAAGGAGGAGCCUCCCUGCCGUCUUUAGUCUGUGUGAUCACAGGUAAAGGUCCUCAGAAGGAACACUACAGGAAGCUGAUCGACUCCCUGCACUUAGACCACGUGACCAUCUGCACUCCCUGGUUGGAGGCAGAAGACUAUCCCGUCUUACUGGGUAAGACUGAUAUUGGCGUUUGUCUCCACAAGUCGUCCAGCGGUCUGGACCUGCCCAUGAAGGUGGUGGACAUGUUCGGCUGCUGCCUGCCCGUCUGCGCCAUCCACUUCAACUGCUUGAGCGAGCUGGUGAAGCACGAGGAGAACGGGCUGAUCUUCAGAGACUCGCAGGAGCUCGCCGAGCAGCUCAAGUCUCUCCUGUCAGGGUUUCCCAGCUCGGAGGGCAGACUGGCAGUGUUCAGGAGGAACCUCCGCACCAGCAGAGGGCAGCGCUGGGACGAUAACUGGAACCAGAACGUGCUGCCUCUGCUCACUGCUCCCUGAGAGACCAGAGUGGGCUUUUUAAUGGCCUAUACCAAUAUUUUCAGACCACAAUGCAUCUAAAGUUUUACGCCAACUUUUGCCUGGAUGAUUUUCAGUGCGGUGUUGAAAACAAACGACACAGAUGGGGAUGAAUGGCAGAGAAGUCAUGCAAGAAUAGUUUGGGAUGAAGGAAAGUCUUUUGUUUUAAUGUCAUGUAGCAUGAAAAUAGAGGAUCAGCGCAGACGGGAUGAUGAGAGUGAAACAUGAAGCGUCGCAUCUCAUCUGAGCCCGUUAAACUUUAAGAAAAUAAAAUGCAGGCUUGUCUAAACUCUCCACCCGCUGAAAAGAACUCUUCAUUCCUACUUCAGAGAACUUGAAUGUAUAAAAA
This is a messenger RNA of Micropterus salmoides (largemouth bass), 1865 nucleotides long. It is a transcript of the gene alg1, whose product is annotated as ALG1 chitobiosyldiphosphodolichol beta-mannosyltransferase. Lineage: Eukaryota; Metazoa; Chordata; Actinopteri; Centrarchiformes; Centrarchidae. The transcript has 13 exons. Gene Ontology annotation, molecular function: mannosyltransferase activity. Gene Ontology annotation, cellular component: endoplasmic reticulum. The coding region runs from base 23 to 1498 and encodes 491 amino acids. The record is from RefSeq and is a predicted model, not a curated record.